GCAUUGCCGUGGAGUUGAAGUAACGUUAUUCAGUAAUAAAUUGUGUACGAUCGUUUUAACAGUGAUUCAAAAUGGUAUCCUUGAAUCCUGUUAGGAUCCUCAAAAAUGAGGCAGAAGAGGAAAAGGCAGAGAUUGCCAGGUUGAGUUUGUUCGUAGGAGCAAUAGCUAUUGGUGAUUUAGUUAAAUCUACUCUUGGACCUAAAGGUAUGGAUAAGGUAUUGGUGGCACAUGGCAGAUCAGCAGGACAGGUUCAGGUUACUAAUGAUGGAGCAACUAUUCUUAAAAGUGUUGGUGUGGAUAAUCCAGCUGCUAAAAUUUUGGUUGAUAUGUCUCGUGUGCAAGAUGACGAAUAUGGAGAUGGAACCACUUCUGUAACUGUUCUUGCUGCUGAAUUAUUAAGAGAAGCAGAAAAAUUAAUUGACCAGAAAAUUCAUCCACAAACUAUAAUUGAUGGUUGGAGAAAAGCCACUAAUGUAGCUCGAGAAGCUCUGUCCAAUGUUACAACUGAUUAUUCGGCACAGCCUGAACGUUUCCAAAAAGAAUUAUUAAAUAUUGCACGUACAACUCUGAGCUCAAAGAUUUUGGCCCAACACAAAGAAGACUUCAGUACACUUGCAUUAAAAGCUGUAUUACGUCUGAAAGGAUCUGGCAAUUUGUCAGCUAUUCAGAUAAUUAAAAAACGUGGUGGAACAUUGGCAGACUCCUAUCUGGAUGAUGGAUUCUUGCUGGAUAAAAAACCUGGAGUACAUCAACCGCAAAGUAUAGCUGAUGCUAAAAUACUCAUAGCCAAUACUCCUAUGGAUACAGAUAAGAUCAAAGUAUUUGGAUCUAGGGUUCGAGUUGAUUCAAUGGCAAGGAUUGCAGAAUUAGAAUCAGCGGAAAAAGAGAAAAUGAAGGAUAAAGUUGACAAGAUUAUAAAGCAUGGCUGCAAUGUAUUUAUCAACAGACAAUUAAUUUAUAACUAUCCAGAACAAUUGUUUGCUGAUGCUGGUAUUAUGGCCAUUGAACAUGCAGAUUUCGAUGGAAUUGAACGACUUGCUCUUGUCACUGGUGGUGAAAUAGCUAGUACUUUUGACAACCCAGAUAUGGUCAAACUUGGAAAAUGUCAACUCAUUGAACAGGUAAUGAUAGGUGAAGAUACACUGCUGAAAUUCUCAGGCGUUCCUUUAGGCGAAGCAUGUACGAUAGUCAUUAGGGGUGCCACGCAGCAAAUCCUUGAUGAGGCUGAAAGAUCAUUGCAUGAUGCUCUGUGUGUAUUAUCAGCUACUGUACGUGAGUCUAGAAUCGUUUAUGGUGGAGGAUGCAGCGAGAUGGUGAUGGCUUGCGCUGUGAUGAAAGCGGCGGCUGCAACUCCUGGAAAAGAAGCAGUUGCAAUGGAAGCUUUUGCCCGAGCUUUGCAACAAUUACCCACUGUUAUUGCCGAUAAUGCUGGUUAUGAUUCCGCCCAGCUAAUUAGUGAACUUCGAGCUGCGCAUAAUUCUGGCGCAAGGACGAUGGGUCUUGACAUGGAGCGAGGAAAAGUGGGGUGCAUGAUACGAUUAGGAAUCACUGAAUCUUGGGUUGUGAAGAGGCAAGUUUUACUUAGCGCCGCGGAAGCAGCUGAAAUGAUUUUACGCGUGGAUGAUAUUUUACGAGCGGCGCCCAGAAAGCGUGUCAAGGACCGCGGACGUUGUUAAUUACAAAAACGCCCUAUGUUCUUUCAUUGCUUUAAUUUUGUUUGCACUGCUUCUUCGUGAUACGAAUUCUCUGAUCAGAUGAUCGACAAUUUUGUUUUAAAUAUCAUCCAUUCUUGUUAAUGAACCUCAGAUUAAUUGCAACUUACUGAUAUCGAUAUACUGUUCAUUCUUCGAUUUCUGCAAAUAUACAUAUUCAUUUUUAUAGUGCGAAAUCUUUACAUUACCAAUUGAAAAGGUACAUAAAGGAAUUUGUAAAACAA
Messenger RNA from Dufourea novaeangliae, 1936 nucleotides. It is a transcript of the gene CCT2, whose product is annotated as T-complex protein 1 subunit beta. Gene Ontology annotation, cellular component: chaperonin-containing T-complex; cytosol. Gene Ontology annotation, biological process: protein folding. Bases 72 to 1676 code for a protein of 534 amino acids. The transcript is spliced from 7 exons. The record is from RefSeq and is a predicted model, not a curated record. Gene Ontology annotation, molecular function: ATP-dependent protein folding chaperone; ATP binding; ATP hydrolysis activity. NCBI's taxonomy places the organism in Eukaryota, Metazoa, Arthropoda, Insecta, Hymenoptera, Halictidae.